Molecule: messenger RNA, 1728 nt
Organism: Parasteatoda tepidariorum (common house spider)
Lineage: Eukaryota; Metazoa; Arthropoda; Arachnida; Araneae; Theridiidae
Source: RefSeq, a predicted model, not a curated record
AUGGCGCUACAAGUUAGAAUUCAUCUCAACCAUUCAUUAACUAGAACAGUUCCUAAAAUACAUAACCGUUACUGGACUGAUGUCGUGUAUUUAGCCGUUCGAGGCUAUGUUUACUUAAAGGGAAAUCGAUUCACUUUGAUUACUGACCACAAGCCCCUGGUUUCCAUCUUUUCAUGUAAAAAGGGUCUCCCAGUCCUUUCUGCGACAAGACUUUUGCAUUAUGCUCUUGUUCUGCAAGCUUAUAAUUUUGAUAUCGUUUAUCGCAAUACAAAGGACCACGGCAAUGCUGACUGCUUAUCACGUCUACCAUUGAAAUCUGAAGAACUGGAAUUAAAAGAUGAUAUUGCAGUAUACCAAAUUUCCCAAAUUGAAACCUUACCCGUUACUGCCAAAGAUUUAGCAAAAGCCACGCAGUUCGAUGAACACUUGGGAAAACUUUUAAAAAUAUUACAAUAUGGAGGUCAAUUAGAGGGGAAGGAAAAAUAUACCUUACAGGAUGGGUGUAUUAUGUAUGGGCAACGAGUGUGUAUUCCAGACUGCUACAAAGCAAAAAUACUAGACGAGUUGCAUCAUGGGCAUCUUGGUGUAGUAAAAAUGAAAGCAAUUGCCAGAUCUUACGUGUAUUGGCAAGACAUUGACCAAGACAUAGAGAAUUCUGCGAAAAACUGUUUGGACUGUGCUAGGUUCAAAACGGACCCAGCAAAAGCAAAAGUUCAUCAUUGGGAAUAUCCCAGUGCACCAUGGGAAAGAGUGCACAUUGAUUUCGCAGGACCUAUAUUUGAACGGAUGUUUCUACUUAUUGUUGACGCACAUUCAAAAUGGCUUGAAGUUUACCCCAUGAAGACAGCCAACUCAUUCAAGACAAUUGAAUGCCUCCGAGAUUGCUUUUCACGUUUUGGACUACCUGUAGUGUUAGUUUCCGACAACGGCACACAGUUUACUUCACAAGAGUUCCAAACAUUUAUACGAAGCAAUGGCAUUAAGCAUAAGACAUGCGCCCCUUUCAAACCAUCCAGCAAUGGACAAGCAGAGCGCUACGUGCAUACAUUAAAACAAUCUCUCCGUGCCAUGCAGAACUUUGCAGGAAAUAUCCAGCAAAAGGUUAGCACCUUCCUCAUGCAAUAUCGCAAGGCUCCUAAUAUGACAACUAUGAUUAGUCCGGCUAUGCUUUUCCUUAAGAGAGACAUUAGGACUAGAAUAGAUCUUGUUCUCCCUGACUUGGUCGGAAGAGUCAAUGAGAAGAUCAGAAAAAGCACGUAUGAUUUUCAAGAUCGUAUUUUUCACGAAGGUGAUAAGGUGGCUAUUCGAGACUAUCGUUCACCCAACGCAAGGUGGAAAUUUGGAACAGUUAUGAGCAAAGAUGGAGCUCUUCAUUACACAGUUAAUGUGCAAGGUACAUUGUAUAGACGCCACGUAGACCAAAUGCGACCAACAGGAGACCAGAUCUUGGAUAAGACUAUUCACGUUCCACGAGUUAGUUUCAGCAGUGAGACCUCACACAUCGGCACUACUGAUAAUUCUCCUGAAUCCACUGAUCCUGGCGGAGAUAUCCAAAACCACUCUGGAUCCGGCAAAUCAACACCAGAAACUCGCCAACCAUCUCCAACUAAGAAACCGAGUUCAGCUGUUUUGCCGAGAAGUACUCCAUCUUCAACUUCUCAACAAACUCCAUUUCAGCCGAGGCGAUCACAAAGGAUUAGACGGCCCCCUAAGAGACUUGACCUUUAA